AUGUCUAUGGCAUUGUUCACAGAUGAAAUGCUCUUCGCCUUCAUGGUCCCUCUGCUCCCUUACAUCUUCGAAAACCGCCUAGAGCUAGACAACUCCCUUACCCAGCGAUUGACUUCCAUAUUUCUAGUUGAAGGGGCAUUGAUAUCUAUCAUCUCGAGCCCGUUUAUCGGCGACAUAGCCGACCGAGCCAGCUCCAAGAAGAUUCUACUACUAGUGUUGCUAGUACUAACCCUGAUCAGCGUAUUAUGUCUAUCAAUCACUACAUCCCUAACCUGGCUCUUCAUCGGUCGCUUCUUCCAAUGCAUCGUCAGCAACGCAUUAUACAUCGUCAGCAUGGCCACAAUGGCCGAGAACAUCGGCUCAGAACACAUGGGCAAGAUAGCAGGAUUAAGCUCGACUCUCACAUCAGCUGGAACAUGCUCCGGUCCUGUCAUUGCUGGAUUUCUCUUUGGAAUUGGAGGUUAUUGGACAGCAUGGGCUGGCGCGGCUCUAUUUCUCAUAGUGGAUAUCAUCAUGCGUCUACUCAUGAUCGAAAAACCGCAGAAACGUCGCGAUACCGCUUGUCGCACUCGCACUCGCAAUGAAUCUCUAUCUCUAUCCGCCGAGGAACAUCAACAUCAACAUGAACAUAUAAUCCCGUAUGAAACAGAACCGCUUCUCAAUGAAGAUCCCUCGUCGUCGACCGAGGAAAUCGCCGGUUGGCGCUUCUACAUCUGUCUCUUCCGCCAACCUUGCUUUGCCGCGGGGAUUGUGUGCUAUUUUGUCUUUGCGCUGUUUAUUGCUAGUUUCGAGUCUACGAUUGCAAUGCAUGUCAGGUCCGCUUUUGGCUGGGGCGUUUUCCCCGUCGGGCUUUUGUUCGCGUCUAUACAGGGUCCCGGGAUGAUCUUGGCUCCUCUUGUUGGGCUGUUGAAAGAUCGGGUGGGUUCGAGGCUUCCCACUACCAUUGGGUUUAUCUCUGUUGCGCCUUUUCUUUGGGUUCUUGGUGUCGCUGGCGAUGAGCGCUUUCCGUGGGCUACUUUGGGAACUAGAGGGAAGAUCAUCUAUGCGGUCUCUACGACUAUGAUUGGGUGUUGUACGUGCUUGCUUAUGGGGGUUGGGACAAUGGAAGCAACUGCAACCGUUGAUGAAUUGGAGGUCUUGCAUCCUGGUAUAUUCGGUCCCUAUGGAGGGUAUUCUCGUGCCGUUGCCAUUACAAAUAUGAGCUGGAUGUCUGGUCUACUAGUUGGACCCAUCUUGGCUGGGUUUAUGGUUGAACGAUUUGGGUAUUUUGAGCUGCAGUGUGUACUUGUGGUCAUUUCUUUGCUGGCUAGCGUCAACGCGGCCUUUAACCUCAGCUCAGCCACUCCUCAAAAGAAAGAGUGUGAUAGGGACUAA
Molecule: messenger RNA, 1374 nt
Organism: Penicillium verrucosum
Lineage: Eukaryota; Fungi; Ascomycota; Eurotiomycetes; Eurotiales; Aspergillaceae
Exons: 5
Coding region: 1-1374 (457 amino acids)
Biological process (GO): transmembrane transport
Molecular function (GO): transmembrane transporter activity
Source: RefSeq, a predicted model, not a curated record